Messenger RNA from Oryza sativa Japonica Group (Japanese rice), 1283 nucleotides. RefSeq names its product vesicle-associated membrane protein 721. Gene Ontology annotation, biological process: vesicle-mediated transport. Lineage: Eukaryota; Viridiplantae; Streptophyta; Magnoliopsida; Poales; Poaceae. Gene Ontology annotation, cellular component: membrane. The record is from RefSeq and is a predicted model, not a curated record.
AAAGUGCAAAACCCCACCUCGAAUUCGAUUUCUUUCUCCCCUUUUUCCACGCCCACCUUCGCUCGCUCACCAUCCUCAUCCCCUUUUCCCUUCUCCUCCACCCCCCCCCCCCAACCACCUCACCGCCGACGACCUCAUCCUCGUCGGCGCCGUCGGAUUCACCAGCGAGGGAGGUUGCGGCGGCGGCGGAGAGCGCGAGGGAGGAAAGCGGGGGAGGUGACCGCCAGCGAUGGGGCAGCAGUCGCUGAUCUACGCGUUCGUGGCGAGGGGCACGGUGGUGCUCGCCGAGUACACGGAGUUCACCGGCAACUUCACCACCAUCGCGGCGCAGUGCCUCCAGAAGCUCCCCGCGAGCAACAACAAGUUCACCUACAACUGCGACGGCCACACCUUCAACUACCUCGUCGAGGACGGAUUCACAUACUGUGUAGUUGCUGUUGAAUCAGUUGGGCGACAAAUCCCCAUUGCUUUCCUUGACAGAGUCAAGGAAGAUUUCACCAAAAGAUAUGGUGGUGGGAAAGCAGCUACUGCUGCAGCAAACAGCCUCAACCGAGAAUUCGGAUCAAAACUUAAGGAGCACAUGCAGUAUUGUGUGGACCACCCUGAGGAAAUCAGCAAGCUUGCAAAGGUCAAAGCACAAGUCUCAGAGGUCAAAGGAGUUAUGAUGGAAAACAUUGAGAAGGUUCUUGACCGUGGUGAGAAGAUUGAACUGCUUGUCGACAAGACUGAAAACCUGAGAUCUCAGGCACAAGAUUUCAGACAGCAGGGUACAAAGGUGCGGCGAAAGAUGUGGUUACAAAACAUGAAGAUCAAGCUGAUCGUCCUGGGCAUCAUCAUCGCGCUCAUCCUCAUCAUCAUCCUGUCCGUGUGCCAUGGCUUCAAGUGCAAGUGAGGGUGUUGGCUUCCCAGUCCUCCACAUUCACCUUGCCCCCCAUAAUACCGCCUAUUCCUGGCGAAAAAAAAGACCAUAUGUUUUUUUUUGUUCUGUUAGUCAUGAGUCCUGCCCCGAUUCUUGGGUGUUCGAGUGUCCCUGAUGUCGCGCUUGAUUGGUGUCGGAUAGUGACUGGGUUUAUGGGUCGGAGUCCCGUGUAUUUUUGGACGCUAUUCAUGUAUAGCCUGUAUGCUACCCUCUUUUCGCUCUGCUAUAUGAGUAGUAGGUGUUACUACGUUUGUUCCCCCACUUUAUAUCUUCUCUUACUCCACAGCUAAAUCUUAGUAAGAAGGAACAACUUGCAUUUUCAAACCUGUGAUCUUCAUAAAUAAUUUUGAUUUUGGAGAGAUUA